AUGAUAAAUAUCAUUAUAACUUCUACUCUGCUCCUGACCCUAACAAUUCUAAUCUGACCCCUCAUCACAACACUGACCCCCAAACCCGUAGACCAAGACUGAGCCGUAAAACACGCUAAAACCGCAGUCAGCACCGCAUUCUUCAUCAACCUUAUCCCCCUCAUCAUCUUCCUUGAUCAAGGAAUAGAAAGUAUUAUCACCACCUGAAACUGAAUAAACAUCAUAAACUUUGACAUCAACAUCAGCUUUAAAUUUGACCAUUACUCACUAAUCUUCACCCCCAUCGCCUUAUACGUAACAUGAUCAAUUUUAGAAUUUGCAUCCUGGUACAUACACUCAGACCCCUACAUAAAUCGAUUCUUUAAAUACCUCCUACUAUUUCUAGUGGCCAUAGUAAUUUUAGUAACCGCUAAUAACCUUUUCCAACUAUUCAUCGGAUGAGAAGGUGUAGGAAUCAUAUCAUUCCUACUAAUCGGAUGAUGACACGGCCGAGCCGACGCCAACACUGCCGCACUACAAGCCGUAAUCUACAACCGAGUAGGAGACGUCGGAUUAAUCCUUGCCAUCGCCUGAAAUGCAAUAAACCUUAACUCCUGAGAAAUUCCACAAAUUUUUAUAAUAUCAAAAGACUUUAACAUAACUCUACCACUACUGGGGCUAGUUCUAGCUGCCACAGGAAAAUCCGCCCAAUUUGGCCUACACCCCUGACUACCCUCAGCAAUAGAAGGCCCCACCCCAGUCUCAGCCCUACUACACUCCAGCACAAUAGUAGUAGCAGGUAUCUUCCUACUAAUUCGACUACAUCCCCUAAUAGAAAACAAUCAAUUUAUCCUAACGCUAUGCCUAUGUCUAGGAGCCCUAACAACUCUAUUUACAGCUACCUGUGCACUAACACAAAAUGACAUCAAAAAAAUCGUAGCAUUCUCAACAUCAAGCCAACUAGGCCUAAUAAUAGUAACAAUCGGCCUAAACCAACCACAACUAGCCUUCCUACACAUCUGCACCCACGCCUUCUUUAAAGCAAUACUAUUCUUAUGUUCCGGCUCAAUUAUUCAUAGCCUUAAUGAUGAACAAGACAUCCGUAAAAUGGGGGGCCUACACAAACUAAUGCCAUUCACUUCAUCCUGCCUAACCAUCGGAAGCCUAGCAUUAACAGGAAUACCCUUUCUGACAGGCUUUUUCUCAAAAGAUGCAAUUAUUGAAGCCCUUAACACUUCAUAUCUAAACGCCUGAGCCCUCACCCUAACAUUAAUUGCCACAUCAUUCACAGCAGUUUAUAGUCUACGAGUAAUCUUCUUUGUAACCAUGGGUUCCCCACGAUUUCUACCCCUAUCCCCCAUUAAUGAAAAUAACAAAGCAGUCAUUGCUCCCAUCGGACGCCUAGCAUGAGGAAGCAUUAUUGCAGGUCUAAUCCUUACCUCAAACUUCCUACCAUCAAAAACCCCCAUCAUAACAAUACCGACAUCCUUAAAACUAGCCGCACUAAUCGUCACCAUUACAGGCUUAAUUAUUGCUCUCACACUAGCCACAGCAACAUCAAAACAAAUCAAAAUUACCCCAACCCUAAUCCUACACAACUUCUCCAACAUACUAGGAUUUUUCCCACCCAUCAUCCACCGCCUUAUACCAAAACUAAACCUCACACUAGGAAAACAAGCCACAAAACUAGAUCGACAAUGACUAGAAAUAGGCCCUAAAGGACUCCACCCAAUACACAAUUCACUAACUGCAAUAUUUGAUAACAUCGACACAAAUAUCAUCAAAAUCUACCUUACCUUUUACCUAAUUACCACAGCACUCACCAUUGCUCUCCUAUCCUUAAUUUAA
Molecule: messenger RNA, 1827 nt
Organism: Clarias gariepinus (North African catfish)
Lineage: Eukaryota; Metazoa; Chordata; Actinopteri; Siluriformes; Clariidae
Source: the annotation of a RefSeq genome assembly